Molecule: messenger RNA, 2547 nt
Organism: Lachancea fermentati
Lineage: Eukaryota; Fungi; Ascomycota; Saccharomycetes; Saccharomycetales; Saccharomycetaceae
Source: the annotation of a GenBank genome assembly
AUGAAACUUCUGAGAUAUCCAAGAAAGUUAACCUCAGGUAAGAUAAGCUCAUGUUGUUGUAUCGGGGACAAUUUUAUUACCGUGGGUAACAACUCAAUCUCAGUGUUUUCUAGUGAGGAAUUGAUGGAUGCGGCAUUGGGUAAGCGGUCAGCGAAGAGCGUGCUGGAGAAGUUCAGCAUUGCAGCCAAAGGUAUUGACCAGCCAUUACAGUUUUGUUUUGGAGACGAAAACAGAUUAUUUUUGGGUACAGACUUGGGAGUUUACCAUAUCGAAUCUUGGCUGGAAACUCGCGAGAAAUCGGACAUCAAGUCGUUUUAUUCGGUGAAGGCUCCAAGUACAAUUACUGAUACCUUGUACGAUCCAAAAAACAGAAUUGUGUUCAUCCUUGUAAAUAAGAGCGAUGGCUCUAACUUUGUUCUGCUUUACAGCGCAAACUCCUGCAAACAGUUAGGAGAUAUUCCAAUGACGCAAUCAAAACCCAUGACUGGAAUAAUAGAUCCUGUAGGACAAGUUUUCACUGUAAUAUGUGAUGAUCGUUACAUUUCGGUAUUUCAAUAUGACAAAGAAGGUAAUCAUAAAUUACUGCACAGAUUAACGCAAUACGUGCAAGUAGAUCCUAUCCACUACAAAAUCACGAUGUCCCCGCAAGCAGAUCUUUUACCAAUUUUAAACUCACUAAAGGGUACUACACCUGCAAUCGCAUUAUUAGACAAGAAUAAGGAGUUCAAGGUCGACACGACUUUAGUGGGUCAUCUGGAUCAAUGUAAGAUACUCAAAUUUUCUCCUAAACUGUAUGAAAAGACUAUCAAGAAUGGAACGACAACUACAUACAACCUUUUAGCCACUUCCGGGUUCGAAGAUGGCCAUGUUAUCGUAUGGAACACAAGAAGGUCCAAGCCGCUACUGAAUGCCAAAUGCCUUUGCAAUUCAUAUAUCACCGAUCUGCAAUGGACACAUGAUGGACUUGGAUUGCUUGCGGUAAGUAAUGAUGGUUAUCUUUUCAUAUUUGCAUUUCACGAGAGAGAACUAGGUCAGGUGGUUUCUGAAGAUCAGAUUUCGAAACUUCAAUCGGGAAAUAAAAAGCUAGAUCCAUUGAUCCCUACAGAGGAGCCCGUAAUUAAAAAUGAGGCCAAGCCUGAACUCAUACCAACUAUUCCAAAUGGGACAGCAAGCCGUGUGAAUGGUAAAAAGCGAGCAAUACCUACCACCAUUAAGAGUUCUACCAUGGAGUUCAAUGCUCCAUCAUAUAGUGUCCCAAAAGAUUUAAAAAGACGACCAAAAGAAGAUUUGGGCUCUCAGACGAAUUCCAAAAGGCAAAAACACGAUUUGGAACCAAUGGAUUUUCUGGAUACUAAUCUUUUAAUACCUAAUAUAUCAUUUUCCAAAUUGAGGCUCGCCACUCCUAAAGUUCGUCUAACCUUCCAGUACGUAUCGCCUUCAAACAGCAAUUUAAUUUUUGAUGUUAAGAAUGGGUCUGGAAAUGAACAGAAGCCAUCCAUAGUUUCGUUACUGUCAAAGGAAUCCGAUCAAGAAAAAGUCUUAUUUCAUGAUUUCCUCCCAAACUUUGUCACACUAUGUACCUCUGGUGACACAUUUUGGGCCUGCUGCAGUGAAAAUGGUACUAUAUAUGUCUAUUCGGAUUCAGGAAAAAAAGUACUACCACCAAUGAUCAUGGGCGUUCCUUGCAGUUUCUUAGAGGCAUGUGGUAAAUUUUUGCUCUGCGUAACCAGCAUGGGUCAAGCGUACUGUUGGAAUGUCGAAAACUCAAAGCUUGAGUUCCCAGUAACCACCGUAUAUCCAUUACUCAGUCCAACCUUGCGUUUUUCAGACGAUGUUUUAACCAGAGCGGAAAAUAUCACGAUGUGCACCAUAACCAAAGGUGGUAUACCACUUGUAACUUUAAGCAAUGGUGAUGGAUACAUGUUUGAUAAGGAUAUGCAAACCUGGCUGGUGAUUAACGAUUCAUGGUGGGCCUUCGGGUCCCAAUAUUGGGAUGCAACAAGAACAACAGGCAAUACAAUCGCCGCAAUUGGUAUGUCUGACAAAGGAGAGAAGAAAAACAAAUACUGGAAUUCUGAGGCAGAAGGCUUACUAAAUGAUCUCAAGGAAAACAAGUCUAGUAUUCUGAAUUACUUGGAAAGUAGAACAAAUGAUGAAUUGAGCAGAAAAGGUCGCAUUCGUAAUAUUCAAAAGUUUGCAAAAACAAUUCUUAUGAAAGAAGGAUUCGAGAAUUUAGAAGAAGUUGUCACUCUGGCCCACUUAGAGAAUAAGCUAUUGGUACUUCUGAGGUUGUCCGAAAACGGAGAAUUUGUCAAAUUACUCAUUGUUUAUUGCAUCCGUCUAAGUGAAAUGGGAUACAGGAACAGACUGGAUGACGUUCUUCAAUGGAUAUACAACGAUGGGGAUUACAAGAAUAAAGAGAUUGCUGGUGUUAAUGCUGAGGUUUUACUGAAGAAGAUUCUUGUGGCUUGUGCAGAUAUAAGACAUGUUCAACGAGUGACCACGAAUUAUGCGACUGCGAUAGGAAUGAUCGCCGAUUCUCUUUAA